AUGAAAAGUGGGGAGGAAAGAGAAACAGGUGUGGCUGGUGCAGGGGCUGCGCUGCUGCCCGCGCAGCCGGAAGAGGGUCUCCUCAUCGAGUGCAGACCUGGGUGGUGCCAGGCUCUGGCCGGGCACCAUAAGCUGCGGGUGGCACGGUCCCUGCUCCAGGCACUCAGGCUGCUGCCGCCCUCCUCUCAGGGCUGUUUUGUGGGUGGACCCGAGGAUGCAGCUGUGGGGGCCCAGGGAGCAGCCUGGCCUACGCGUGUCCCGCUGGGCGGCUGUGCUCCCGUGCACCUUUCCUUCGGAGGCGACCCCCUGGGCUGCUGGACUCGGAGGCCCCGAGCGCCGUGGGCCCCGGCCCCAGUGGGCCUGCUGGUCGCCCAGCCGCAGCUCCCGCCCGCGCGCUGCUGGCACUCCUCGCCCGCGCUGUGCGAUGACUCGGUGGUGGAGAAGUCGCUCAAGUCCCUCAAGGACAAGAACAAGAAGCUGGAGGAGGGCGGGCCGGUGUACAGCCCCCCCGCGGAGGUGGUGGUGAAGAAGUCCCUGGGGCAGCGGGUGCUGGACGAGCUGAAGCACUACUACCACGGCUUCCGCCUGCUCUGGAUCGACACCAAGAUCGCGGCGCGCAUGCUCUGGCGCAUCCUCAACGGGCACAGCCUGACCCGCCGCGAGCGCAGGCAGUUCCUCCGCAUCUGCGCCGACCUCUUCCGCCUGGUGCCCUUCCUGGUCUUCAUCGUGGUGCCCUUCAUGGAGUUCCUGCUGCCCGUCGUGGUGAAGCUCUUCCCCAACAUGCUGCCGUCCACGUUCGAGACCCAGUCCAUCAAGGAGGAGAGGCUGAAGAAGGAACUGCGGGUCAAGCUGGAGCUGGCCAAGUUCCUCCAGGACACCAUUGAGGAGAUGGCCCUGAAGAACAAGGCGGCCACGGGCAGCGCCACCAAAGACUUCUCCUUGUUUUUCCAGAAGAUCCGAGAGACCGGGGAGAGACCCAGCAAUGAGGAAAUCAUUCGUUUCUCCAAACUGUUUGAGGACGAGCUGACCCUGGACAACCUCACGCGGCCGCAGCUGGUGGCGCUGUGCAAGCUGCUGGAGCUGCAGUCCAUGGGCACCAACAACUUCCUGCGCUUCCAGCUCACCAUGCGGCUGCGCUCCAUCAAGGCGGACGACAAGCUGAUUGCAGAGGAGGGUGUGGACAGCCUCAACGUCAAAGAGCUGCAGGCGGCGUGCCGGGCGCGAGGCAUGCGGGCCCUGGGAGUCACAGAAGACCGCCUGCGGAACCAGCUGAAGCAGGUGCGUGCUCGCGGGGCCUCCGUCAGUCCCGCUCAGGCUCCUGUGGGGAGCCUGGAGGAGACCUGCAGGUCCUGCGGGCUCAUGGGCAGCAGCCGGGCCUCAUGCGCGGGGCCUGCACAGGUGCCUGACUCGGUCUGUGGUGCCCGGUGCUCGCUGUGUGCGGAGGCCGCGGUGGCUCCCAGGGCUGCAGUGCGGUCCUGUCCUGUCUCUGCUCCCGUCGUCUGGGCAGGUGAGCGCCACGUUAGCUCUUGGAGACACGGGCAUGUCUCACCGAGGCCAGGCUUUGGCGCACCUGCUCCCUCCAGAGGCUCAGGCAGCUCUGCCCGCCCAGGUGGGACCGGCCCUGGGAAAGGCGGCGCUCAGAGCAAUUCUCCUGCCACAUCGGAAGGUGGAAGGUGGAAGGUGGAGAGCGUGCGGGCGCCCAGUGGCCCGCCUCCUGACCGCCAUGCUGCGGCCCCUCCCAGGGGGGUCAGCGCGUCCUCCAGGUGGAGGCAAAUGUGCAGCGCAUCGGUCCCCUCUGUCUUCUGUGUGCUCCGCCUCCGCUUGUCUUCUGUGUG
Myotis lucifugus (little brown bat) is the source of this 1835-nucleotide messenger RNA. RefSeq names its product leucine zipper and EF-hand containing transmembrane protein 1 (gene LETM1). Gene Ontology annotation, biological process: intracellular monoatomic cation homeostasis. Gene Ontology annotation, cellular component: mitochondrial inner membrane. The record is from RefSeq and is a predicted model, not a curated record. The annotation marks the transcript as partial. NCBI's taxonomy places the organism in Eukaryota, Metazoa, Chordata, Mammalia, Chiroptera, Vespertilionidae. Gene Ontology annotation, molecular function: ribosome binding. The transcript has 7 exons.